This is a messenger RNA of Lasiodiplodia theobromae, 1851 nucleotides long. RefSeq names its product Glycoside hydrolase protein. Gene Ontology annotation, molecular function: oxidoreductase activity, acting on paired donors, with incorporation or reduction of molecular oxygen; monooxygenase activity; heme binding. NCBI's taxonomy places the organism in Eukaryota, Fungi, Ascomycota, Dothideomycetes, Botryosphaeriales, Botryosphaeriaceae. The transcript has 4 exons. The record is from RefSeq and is a predicted model, not a curated record. The coding region runs from base 1 to 1851 and encodes 616 amino acids.
AUGGCGCCCACCUGGCUCGCCCCCAUCGUCGCAGGCGUCGUCGCGCACGCCGGCAUCCAGCUCGUCGAGAUCGACAUGUUCCUGCCGUACAUCGGAAUGGCGCUCAGCGGUUUCUGGGCCGCCUGCCUCUACCUCAGCGUGCACGUCUUCGGCGCGACGAUCGUCGAGGCGCUGGUGGAGAUGCUGCGCUUUUCCGCCCUGGUCUCGCUUGGACUGACCGCCUCGAUGCUGGUGUAUCGCGGAUUCUUCCACCGGCUACGACGGUUCCCCGGGCCGUGGCCGGCGAAGUUUACGAAGCUGUAUGCGGUGUGGCUGUCGGCGCGGAAGGUGCAGUGGCAUUUGGAGAUGAAGAGGAUGCAUGAGGAGUAUGGGGAUGUGGUGCGGACGGGCCCCCGCGAACUCUCCAUCACCCGCGCCGAAGCCAUCGCGCCCCUCGCCGCCUGCCGCAAAUCCACCCUCUACGCCCUCUCGCACUGGAACGACGACCGGCUAGGCCUGAUCGAGACGCGCUCCAUCCGCGACCACCGGCUGCGGCGCAAGCCGUGGGACACGGCGCUGAACAGCAAAGCCCUCGCAAAAUACGACCCAUCCCUGCAAUCGACCAUCGGGCUCUUCCUCGACGCGAUUUCGACGGCAAGCGAGGCGGGCCAGAAGCCGAUCAACGUGACCGACUGGGUCGCGUACCUGGCGUACGACUUGAUGGGCAUGAUCGGGUUCGGCCGCGACUUCGGCCAGUUGCGGGGAGGUGGGGUGGAGCAUUGGGCGGUCAAGGCGCUCAGGGCGCAGCAGCUGUUUAUUGGUGUGCUGAAGCCGAUUCCGUGGUUGUUGAAUUUUUUGGCGGCGAUACCGGGCGCGGAUGGGCCGGUGCAGCCGUUUGUUAAGUAUUGCGCUGGGUUGGUGGCGGAGAAGAGGGAGGCCAUCGCCGCCGCCGACAAAUCCGCCGCCCUAUCCCAACCCUCCGACAUCUGCACCUACAUCCUCCAAGCCUACGAAGCCAAGAGCCCGAACGCCCCACGCACCCAAGCCGCCCUCGACGAAGACGGCCGCCUCAUCGUCAUAGCCGGAGCCGACACAACCUCCAACACCCUCAUCAACGCCCUCUACUACCUCUCCCGCCAGCCCCAUCUCUGGCGCGCCCUCCAAUCCGCCCUCACGCCCCUUUUCCCCGGCGGCCCCGACACCUUUUCCUACGCCCACCUCGCCGCCAACCUCGCCCAGGCGCCGCUGCUCGACGCCAUCAUCAACGAGACCAUGCGCCUCAAGCCCGCGACCCCCGGUGGGAAUCCGCGCGUCACGCCGCCCGAGGGAUUGACGAUAGUUUUAGAGGAUGAUGACGAAGGCGCGGACGAAGGAGGCGCCGGAGCGGGGACAGGAGGGGCAGCAGCACGCAAGCCGAGAGAACUCCACAUCCCCGGCUCGACAGACGUCUACAUGUCACCCUACGUCCUGCACCGGUCGCCGCGUUAUUUCGUUGAGCCGGACGCGUUCGUGCCGGAGCGCUGGAUCGCGGACCGCGCGCGCGGGGGGAGGCCGGAACUCAUCAAGAAACAGGGUAGGGUGGAUAAUAACGGUGUGCUGGAUGGGGGGCCGGCGUUCUUCCCGUUUCAGGUGGGCCAGUUUGCGUGCGCGGGGAAGGCGUUGGCGAUGUGGGAGAUGCGGAGCGUGUUGGCGCGGAUGGCGUUGAGGUUUGAUUUGGGGUAUGAGAGGAAGGCGGGAGGGGAGGGAGAAGAGGGGGAUGUGGAGGGGAGGAGGUUCGAUGAGGGGAUGAAGGAUACGUUUACGAUGACUUUGGGGCCGAUGUGGUUGAGGUUUAAGGAGAGGGGGAGGUGGUGGGAGGAGGGGAGUGGGUGA